AUGGCAUCAACAGGGAACCUCUGGUGGAUGACACCGCUCCAAGCAGUCGCAACACUGGGCGCUGCAGUCAACUUUGGCGGCUCGGUUCUCCAAUCCCCUCUGAUCAUGCCCAUGCUCCAGCUCCCCGACGUUCCAGCCCACGAAGCGGGCAAGAUGCUGAGCUACCUCCUCCACGAGAGCGAGAAGUUCUUCCCACCUCUCAACGCUCUCUGCACCGUCACCAACCUCGGCCUCACCAUCUACUGCUACCUCAACCGCAACCGCUCCCGUGCCUGCCGCGAGAAGCUCCCAUUCCUCGCCAUCUCGACCGCCUUCAACAUCGCCACCACUGCCUGGGCGCUGAUGAUCAUGGUGCCGCGUAACCAGCGCAUGACCCUGCUGGCGAAGAACAUCCGCGUGAACCAGAGUGACGUGAAGAGUGAGAAGGAGAUGAGGCAGAUACAGCAAACCUGGCAGAAGCUGAAUUACGGACGUGCGUCUCUUAUGAUCGGAUCCGUUGUCGCGGGAAUGUACGCCUUGCUUUCUGAUGGCAGCAUUGCGAAGCUUUGA
Molecule: messenger RNA, 549 nt
Organism: Baudoinia panamericana UAMH 10762
Lineage: Eukaryota; Fungi; Ascomycota; Dothideomycetes; Mycosphaerellales; Teratosphaeriaceae
Exons: 4
Coding region: 1-549 (182 amino acids)
Source: RefSeq, a predicted model, not a curated record